GUAGAAAAUGCCUUGAAAAGAGGAAAUAUAGGAAACCCACUCCUACAGCCAGCAAAUGUAAACCAAGUACUAAUAAACCAAAUGGCAAAAAUGGAAGAAACCAUACAAGUGCUCCAUACUGAAGUAAAAGAGAAUAAAGAAACUUGUACAAACUGCAAUCGGAAAGGACAUGUAGCAAAAAAUUGCUAUGCGAAAAGUAGUAGGUCUAAUGAUGCACCACAGUCACCUUGUCCUAAGUGUGGAAGGAAGGGACAUUGGGCCAGAGAUUGCCUCACCCCAAAACAGAGAAAUCAGGAUAGAAGAAACAACAACAAUGCACGAAGUUAUAAUGGAUAUCCUAGAAAACAAAAUGCAUACAUAUCUCAGGAGGAGGACACUCUCAGCACUCUAGCAGCAACU
Molecule: messenger RNA, 399 nt
Organism: Entrophospora candida
Lineage: Eukaryota; Fungi; Glomeromycota; Glomeromycetes; Entrophosporales; Entrophosporaceae
Source: the annotation of a GenBank genome assembly